GGAAUAUUAGUACUAUUAUAUUACGAAUUAGUCGUGAAUAACUUUAGUCAUUUUUUUUUUUCAUUUUUUUCGUGUGUUAAACUUUUCUCACUACGUAUUAUCGCCUGUCUGUGUUCGACACUCUAGCACAUUUGAUUCUUGUGCACAUUCGCGAUCGAACACCGCUCUGCUAAAAACGCAACAAAUCCAACCUCCAGAGAAACAGAAAACCAGAGAUUUUGUUUAAAUAAUUUUUUUUUCUUCACAAAUUCGAAAAUAGACAUACAAAAUGACUGAAUCAGAAACAACUGUAAAAACCUACUCAUUGGCCGAAAUUGCAAAACACAAUUCAAACCAAACGACCUGGAUUGUUAUUCAUAACAACAUUUAUGAUGUGACGAAAUUUUUAAACGAGCAUCCUGGUGGUGAAGAGGUGCUUUUGGAGCAAGCCGGCAAAGAUGCAUCCGAAUCAUUUGAAGAUGUUGGCCACAGUACCGACGCACGUGAAAUGAUGAAACGCUACAAAGUCGGCGAGGUUAUCGAAUCGGAACGGACAGCCGUACAAGAGAAAACACCCCAAUACUGGAACAACGAAACAUCAUCCACCGAAGAUGAAUCAGCAUACAAACAAUGGUUGAUUCCUUUGGUAUUGGGAAUUCUAGCAACAAUUAUUUAUCGCUAUCUCUUUUUGUAAUCGGCAAUUGAACAACAUUUUAUUUCAAAACAAAUAAAUCGAAUGCAUACUAGCUUUUUAAAAACACAGAAAUAAAAAACAAAACAAAUAUAUGAAACAAUGAGUGAAAUAAGGAGUGUAGUCUAGACAUUUUAUAAAAUUAAACAAGCAAACAAAUAUUUUUACGCCGUACAAAAUAUUUUUUCGUCUAGUUAAAAAUGAGGGGAAAAAGAUGAUAAAUAAAUUGUUAACUUUUUUAAUUCUAUUUUGCUAAGCACACAAAAUCACUCGUAACGGAUUUAUUGAAUGCACAGAAAACAAAUGGUUAAAUACAAAUACACAAAUAAACACAAA
Messenger RNA from Contarinia nasturtii (swede midge), 1006 nucleotides. RefSeq names its product cytochrome b5 (gene Cyt-b5). The record is from RefSeq and is a predicted model, not a curated record. The transcript is spliced from 4 exons. The coding region runs from base 269 to 673 and encodes 134 amino acids. Gene Ontology annotation, molecular function: heme binding. Gene Ontology annotation, cellular component: intracellular membrane-bounded organelle; membrane. Lineage: Eukaryota; Metazoa; Arthropoda; Insecta; Diptera; Cecidomyiidae.